Molecule: messenger RNA, 2360 nt
Organism: Closterium sp. NIES-67
Lineage: Eukaryota; Viridiplantae; Streptophyta; Zygnematophyceae; Desmidiales; Closteriaceae
Source: the annotation of a GenBank genome assembly
GCAGUGUGGACACACCUGAAACAACCGCUUGGCCAACAGAACUUGCCUGGCCGCAGGUUUCCUAUCACCAGUUCGUGCUACACCAGUUUUCUACUUUGCGGAUUGGCCAACAAACAUUGGACAAAGAUAUCCCAACCCAUAUCGAAGCCCCCCUUAUGCUACACAUUUUUUUCCACGCAAGCCUCGACAGCUGCUCGCCAAGUGCACUCAGUCAGGUGAGACAUGAGUUCCUUUCACCCCACUCUCGUUUCCAGACUCCUUGGGUGCAGAACAUACUUUUGAAGAUUAACUAUUGUGCAGUCACUGAAGUGAAUACUGCCCUCGUAUGCAAAUUCUUUAGCGAUACCAAAUUCUCUCACUUUGGGGAGGAGGCGAGGGUAGUUUUCUCCAUGGUCGGCACCUCCAGGGUUGCGGAUUUGACCCCGUAGCACGACAAAUUCAUAUGACACGGCGCCAAAUCCGGUGCUGACGUGGCGUAUCCGCAUGCCAGGGAUGAGGAUUCACCUCAUACGUGACGAUACGUCCGCGCCCUGUUAUGACCCUAGCCUAGAUUUCUAUAUAUCCUAGCAGCACCACACUUCCGUACUUUCUUGAAAUCCCUGUUUUAACCACUUCCCAGCAGCGCCCCAUAUCCCAGCAGAACCCCAUUACACCCUAUGCCUGGUCUUACCAGGUCCCGUAAGAAGUUCCCAUGCUUUGUUAAGGUGUGUGCACGCGUAUACUUGUAGAGACAUUUACGGUUGAAGUGGCUUAUCAAACUCAUACAUUCAUCUUAGUGUGAUAUUCACUCAUUAUGCGUAACAGCCCACUGCUAUUCACUCAUUAUGCGUAACAGCCCGCCGGCCCAACAGCCCUCUUCCCCCCUGCCCUCCGCCGCCCGACAGAACUCCGCCGCUCAGCAGCAGUCCUCUCCUCUGCUCUCCUCCGCCCAGCAGCACCCCUCCCCCUUCCUCUCCGCCGCCCAGCAGCACACCUCCUCCCUGCUCUCCUCCGCCCAGCAGCACCCCUCGCCCUGUCCUCCGCCACCCAGCAGCACUGCUCACCACUGCUCUCCUCUGCCCAAACAGCACUCUUCCCCCCUGCCCUCCGCCGCCCAACAGAACUCUGCCGCUCAGCAGCAGUCCUCUCCUCUGCUCUCCUCUGCCCAGCAGCACCCCUCCCCCCUGCCAUCCUCCCGCCCAGCAGCACUCCUCCCCGCCGCUCCCGUCCGCUUCUCAGCACUCUUUCCCCCCUCUCUCCUCCGCCCAGCAGCACUCCUCCCCUGUGCACUCGAACCACCUAAUGCACUCCUCCCAGCUGCCCUCCACCAUUUUUUUCCCCCUCUCAGCCGCUGCAAUACACCUCUGAUCUACCCUGACCAGUUGCACUCCUCUCAUGUGCUCUCCAACGCCCUGCUGCCCUCUUCAUCGCCUCUACUUUCAUCUGGCCAACCACCAUCCUGUUCCCCUCACUCCUCUUCCGCCCAGCUGUGCCCUUCACCUCUGCGCUCCGAUUCCCAUUUCAGUAACACUGCGACACCAACCGCAGGGAUCCUACGUGUUCCCGUAGCUGCGUUUUCUGCUCCCGCUCCUCACCCACACGUGCAGCCUCAACAUGAUGCAUGUUCGGACCCGGCUUCGGCCAUUGCCGCCAAACCCCAACCCCUCUGCAGCCCAACGUGAUACACAUGUACCUGAGGCGCCCGUGCAGGCCAUGCGCUCUCCGCGUGUGGUGAGAGGGAAGAAGGUCCAUGCUGCCGAAGACCGCGAUUGGCUGAGCGACGACGACUCGUUUCUUGACUCGGAGGAGAUGGAGUGGGAUGAUGGUGACUUUGUCGAUGGUCCACACACAGCAGUGGAUCAACCGACAAGGGCGGAGGUCAACCAGCAAGGACAAGCAUGGCAGCUGCCCUCUCCACCCAUCAGCCCUCCUCUUCCCAGGGCCGGCGCCAGAGGCAUGUCCCCACCUCCGUGCCAUGUACCUCGCAGCAGGCCCCAGGCGAUGAGCUUUUUGACAGCGGAAGUGCCGCUUGUCAUAGGCACCACAUGUGCAGCAACUGAUACGGUUACCCGGGCCAAUCUUUGAAGCGCAACGUCGUCGGAAUCAAGAGCUGCAACGGCGGGUUUUGGAGUUGGAGGCGGAGUUGACGCGUCGCAGUAUGGGUCCAGCACCGGCCCAGCAGGGUGCAUGCCCAGCACGGUCGGCGGUGGGCUGCAACACCGGGAAGUUGUGCGGGUGAUGGUCGGAACUGCUGAUCCGGUUUUGGCGCCUAGUGGCCACAACAUGUGGCCGCGUCGGCAGCGCAAUUUCGAGCGAGAGUUUGCAGACAAGUAUCUUGACCGGCGGCCUAUAGAUUACACGCAAAUGACGCCGAAGCAGAA